This is a messenger RNA of Sebastes umbrosus (honeycomb rockfish), 7151 nucleotides long. RefSeq names its product E3 ubiquitin-protein ligase RNF31. The transcript has 26 exons. The record is from RefSeq and is a predicted model, not a curated record. Gene Ontology annotation, cellular component: LUBAC complex. Gene Ontology annotation, molecular function: zinc ion binding; K48-linked polyubiquitin modification-dependent protein binding; linear polyubiquitin binding. Gene Ontology annotation, biological process: protein linear polyubiquitination. Bases 1088 to 4369 code for a protein of 1093 amino acids. NCBI's taxonomy places the organism in Eukaryota, Metazoa, Chordata, Actinopteri, Perciformes, Sebastidae.
GCUGUGUAACAAUGAUGUGAGAAACAUGAGCCUCCCUCCACCUCCUCCACCCUCUCUGUCCUCGCCUCAGUCCUCAGUCCAAAAGUCAAGAGAGAUCGUGUUAUUUCCAAAAAUUACUACAUGUUUUUAUCUAACCAAAUAUUCUGCUUCAGUCCAUAUUUUUCGUCGUUCAGCCCUUCAAAAACAGCAGUUUCACUGCGGUUAAAAACGGCUUUCUCUCCCACACACACCUGUAACGGGGCGGUCCAGCAGCAAUCCAACAGCACCAUAAAUUACAUUUAUAUAAAUAUAAAUAACAAUGAAAACAGCUGGCAGACCCAGAAAAUGAAGAAGACAUUUAGAAACAUCCCAGUCACGUCAAUAAAACAAGAGGUUUGAUCAAGUUGAACCUAUUUAACAUCCCCGGACUACCACUGAAUCAAAUAUAUCAAACAAUCAUCAAAUGUGAACCCUCUGAACAGCAGAACUUCAGCUUUUGUUUCAUAUUUACAGCUCUGACAGAAAAUUAUAAGACAGCUAAACAGAAAUGUAAUUCUUUUUUUUUUAUUGAUUAUAUUUAUUGAAACCAAUUAGCUUUUAAGUGGGAGGAAACCGGAGCACCUGGAGAAAAACCCACAGCACCCAAGUAGACAGCAGACAAACUCACAAAGGCUCAGGAAGUCACAUCCUCGCCUGUGAGCUCACACUGCUGGCCACUAAGUCUUCUGAAGCCGAUUGGACGGAGUCUGUCUCCGCUCGUCUGCUGAGACGCCCCCAUCACUCAGUUCAUCAACUACAGAAUACUGAGAGACCACCGGCUGCAGAGCUGGAGGAGAGGAGGAGGAGAGAGGAGGAGAGGAGAGCCCGCUGUGGACUACAACCAUGACUAUACACCGGACAUCACCCACUGGCGGUCCGUGGUCCCAGUAGGCUCGGUUUAACGUCCCCCGGUACCGUGCUGACUGAGCAGCUGACAUUACGGUGGAUGUACCGGGAGCUCGUAGCUGGCUGGGAAUGAAAGCAGCGUGCUGAAGGAGGAACCGUGGAGGAGAAGAAGAGCAGCAGCAGCACACCGGGACUGCACCGUGGUGUUCCGGUAGACCAGAGAAUGCCAUCCCUGUCGGAGCAGCUGCAGGAGGUGCGGAGUCGGGCUGAAGUGUGUCUGUACUCUGGUGGCCGGGUAGUGGAGGUGCGGAUCGGGGUGAUGUCUAUGGCUAAUCUGCCCUUACCGCCCUGCUCCAAAUACUGCCACAUCACCGCAGAGACCAUGGUCAUAGAGAACAGCUUUGGCAGCAACAGGAAGGAGACCCUCGCAUCUCUCCAGCGCUUGUCUACAGCACUGAACAUCCUCGAAAAGUACGGCUGUAAUUUGACCAAUCCCAACAGGCCAAAGUACUGGAGGACCGUGAAACACAACAACCCGGUGUUCAGGGCCACCGUUGAUGCUAUUCAGGGAGGACGAGCAGUGCUCUGUCUCUAUGGUUACUCCAAUCAGCAGCCAGACGGGCUCAGCUUCCCCGAUGAUGUCACGGAUCCCGAUGUGGGCCGAGUUGCUGCAGUAACACUAGAAGUGAUGAGUCUGAGGAUGGAGCUAGAAAUGCUUAUUAAGGAGGCUCAUCCCCACCCGGAGUUCUAUGAGAGAAUCAUUCCUACACUGAGACACAAGGAUGUGGGUCUCAACACUGACGCUGUGGUCUGCCACUUCUCCUCCUCUUCAUGCCAUUCAGACGGUCAGACCAAGUCUCUGGCGUUCCCCCUCCACCAUCGCUCCUCCAGGGAGGGCAUUCGUGGCCAGUCCCUGUCCACCAAACACCAAAGUCUCAGGUCCAUUCAGGUCUUUUCCACCUCCUCGAACAAACACCCAGAGAACUGCACUAUCUGUGGAAUAUUCCGUAUCUCUGCCCACUGCCUCACCUGCCUCCAGGGGCUCUGCUGCGAAUGUGACAGACUGUACCAUUCCUACCCUGAGAGGUCCAACCACCGUCGAACAGCUGUCUCAUCAUCGUCGUCGUCGUCAUCAUCAUUUUCAUCAUUCCAAAACAGGAACAGUCACAGUUCUUCCUGGCGUUGCCUCCAGUGCACUAAGGUCAACUCGGUCCAGGACGUGCUGUGUGAGGAGUGCGAGCGUCCUCGUUUGGAACUGAUCAGCUCCAAAGCAGAUGAUUCUCCGCCUGCCACCGUCACUGAGUGGCAGUGUAAGAGCUGUACCAUGGUGAAUGCAGCCAGCAGUAUUCUGUGUGAAGUGUGCGAUAGACCUCGUUUGGCCACACGACCUCCGGUGACCCCGUCACACCCACCCAUCACUCCCCCAAGACCACCAGCACCAGUACUGGGCAUGCCCGGUGACCCUGACAGCCAAUGGGUGUGUCAGUUCUGUACCUAUCUGAACUACUCCCCUGCCACAGUGUGUGAGAUGUGUGACCUGGCUCGUCCAGAGCCCGCCCCCCUGCCCGUGAGGCUCCGCCCUCCCUCUCCUGUCAGACGGGUCCCCGCCCUGCCAAUCAAACCCAAACAGCCCGCCCCCGAGGACCUGGACUCCUGGAGGCAGAGGCUGAUGAAGGACGAGGGACUGAAGCUGAUUCAACUGAUUAGAGACGGAGAGAAAAAAGGAGUGAGUCCAGAGGAGGUGUACACCAGCAUGAGGGUAGCCGGGGACAGCAGCAUCCUGCCAUGCAAGUGGUUGAAGACGGAGCUUCCUCUGCUGUUAGACCAGAUCAGGAUGUCGGUGGCAACAUCUCCCCUUCAGUCCGUUUGGGGCACAACAGAGCGCACAAGGCGGUCAUGUGAAGCUCCUGCUGGGGAUGUUGGGAAAGAGGCAGAAACUGAUGGUGUGGUCCAGUUGUCCAGAGCGGAGGCCAAGCAGGCCUGGCUGACAGCAGGGGGCGACACUGAGAGAGCUGCCAGGCAAGCUCUGAGAGACAGACUCGCCAAGGUGAAGGAGCUGUGUGCGCUGGGCUUCAGCGAUGAGGCUCGCUGUCAUGAGGCUCUGAGGCAGAGCAGCGGUGAGGUGAGGGGAGCCCUGGCCCUGCUGCAGCGACCCCUUCUGGAGCCGUUCCACAAGCACAUCUGGAGCGACAAGCCCGAGCCUCCUGUAGACAUCCAUCACCCUGACAAGCAGCGCAUAUGUCGGAGGUUACUCGCGGUGUACGACCUUCCCAGCUGGGGUCGCUGCGAGCUGGCACUGUCACUGCUUCUGGAGCACAGCGCCCCCUACGCCCUGGAGGACGUAGUGCAGGCUGUGCGAGAGUCCCACGACAGGGAGUUCAUCAAGAGAGUGCUGGCUAAAGAGUGUCCCAUCUGCCUCUCUGUCUUCCCCCACAGCAAGAUGCAGUCUCUGACGUCGUGUCAAUGCUCCGUGUGCUGUGGUUGUUUCCAGCAGCACUUCACCAUCGCCGUGAGGGACAAACACAUCAGAGACAUGGUGUGUCCGGUCUGCUGGGAGCCGGACAUCAACGACCCCGAACACCUCAACAGCUACUUCUCCACCCUGGACAUCCAGCUGCGAGAGUGUCUGGAGCCAGAAGUCUACGAGCUGUUCCACAAGAAGCUGACAGAGCAGGCUCUAAUCAAGGACCCAAAGUUCCUCUGGUGCUGUCACUGUUCCUAUGGGUUCAUCUAUGAUGGAGACCAGCUUAAAGUCACCUGUUUUCAGUGUCGCAACAGUUUCUGUGCUCAGUGUAAAAGGCCUUGGGAGUCUCAGCAUGCAGGUCUGUCCUGUGAACAGUACCAGUCAUGGAAGAGAGAGAAUGAUCCAGAGUACCAGAGACAGGGCCUGGCUGGAUACCUCAGAGACAACGGCAUCACCUGUCCUAACUGUCGCUUUCAGUAUGCGCUGUCCAAAGGAGGCUGCAUGCAUUUCUGCUGCUCACAGUGCCGUUACCAGUUCUGCAGUGGCUGCAACAACCCCUUCCACACCACCUGUGCAGUGGACGAGUGCAGUGUGUCUGGAUUACAUGCCCAUCAUCCCAGAGACUGCCUCUUCUAUCUCAGAGACUGGGAACCUUCCAGACUGCAGGCUUUACUGCAGAAUAAUGGAGUGGCGUUCAACACUGAACCCCCUCCUGGAACACAGACAGGUCUGUGUGGAGUGAUAGAGCAGAAGGAUGAGGGAGGGCAGCAGCCAGAUUCAGCCUGCGGAGCUCAGACCCAAACUGGACAUGCUGGACUCUGCGAGAAGCAUUACCGGGAGUACCUGGUCAGCCUGAUCAACAGCCAUUCCAUCGACCCGGCCCCCCUCUACAGCUCCAACGAGCUGCUGCUGGCCUGCAGGAGGUACAAGGUGGACGACGCCCGCAGGGACGGAGAGGACGGCUUCACCUACUACAGCAGACUGCUCGAGAAACUGAUGGAUGAAGUACCGCUCGGUGACAAGGUGCCACGCAAGAAAUAAUGAGUCACUUCCUGUUUCCUGCGGUGAUCAUUUGACCUUUCAACUUAAAACUCAGCUACGAGAGACAAAAAUGGCAAAACGGUUUCCUUUAGCUUUUGGAAUCUGGAAAUGUGAACUCAUGUUCCAGUGAUGGUGUAAAUACACAGGAGUGUCAUCUCCGAAGCUUUGCCUGAGUGCUUUUAAUUAGUUUCAUUUAAUCGGUGAGAUAUUUCACAUAAGGUUUAAAUACUGUUGGUUUCAGCUGAGAGCUUUAAUCUAAAUUAAAACACAGCAAAAAAAAUGUGAUGGAAACGCCACUCCACACCAUCUGGGGCCCAUAUCAACAGCCUGGCUCUCUUUGAGUUGCUUAUCUUCACUGAGUCUAACUGGUAUCAUGAAUCAACUGGCUCACUUAACUCCAGUUUACUGAUCUAACUUUGAGCACAUUACUGGGGCAGCUUUCUGAAUUACGAGCCAAUCACAUCAACAGAAAAGGGCCCACUGUUAUUAUUUGAUGUGGGACAAGAUGAAAUUCCCAGGAGUUAUGCAGCAGCAGGUAAAAGACUGAUGGAAUAAAGACACAACUAGUAUAAAUUAAAGCUGGGGUAGGUAAUGUAUUUUAGAAACAUUUUUGUUAUAUUUAUUGAAAUUCUCAGCAAUCAAUAAAUCAAAUGCUCUGACAAAAAAAAGGAAAAGAUCCGGUAUCCGUGGCUGUCACAGGACUGUACUAGCCAUGUUGGUUAUUUAUGUUCAUUAUACUGUAGGGGUGUAACGGUACACAAUAUUCAUGGUUCGGUAUGUACCUCAGUUUUGGGGUCACAGUUCAGUACGUUUUCAGUACAAUAGGGAAAACAAAGAAAAUGCAGAAAAUUACUCUUUUUUUUUCAUUUUAUUUCGAAAGCUAUUGAAUGUUAACAAACAUUUGUGUUAACAUUCAACAGUUGCUCAUUGUCCAUAAUUCUUACUUUAACAGUUAAGGCACUCAAAUACUGACAUAUUGUCAAUAAAAUAUAAAUAAAUAAGAGAAAUGUCUGUUAUGUUAAUGUAAUAUAAUGUAAAUGUAACCCAGUUUCCCCCCACCCCGGGAUCAAUAAAAGUAUUUCUGAUUCUGUAAUGCUCCAUCAUGUUGAUAAUUCCUCAACUGCGGCUUGUGCUCGUUCAUACAGGGCAGGCACAGCAGAUUGACACACAAAUCAUAGCGUGACUCAAAACACUUUGACCAUAUGCAUUAAUUCUGUAUUGUUUACGAUCGAGUGUGGUCGCAUACGCAGCGAUAAACACUAUCAUUAGUUGCUUUGGCUCUCUCUGAGUAGUAGACACCGAAAAGGAUGUCGCGGACUGAGCCAAACGUCCUGCGCCGAACGGUUCAUUACAAUUACACGUAUUGUUACACCCCUAUUACUUUAAUUAUGAUCAUUUUGGGGGAGUGUCUUUGGAGGGAGGCCUGACGGGACGGACUGUCAGUGUUGCCGACUUGGUGACUUUCUCUCUAGAUUUAGGGAUUUCUGGAGCUAGUGCUGCUAGCUACUGUUACUGGAAAAGAGUUGGCAACACUGGACUGGGUUUUUAGGUUGUAUAAUUUUUUUAAUCUAGCAUACACUUGCUGGUUUCUCCAAUGUUACCUACCCAAGCUUUAAGGAGGAAUAGAAGUAGUAGAAACAAUAUCCUGAUAUUAAGUCUAAAAUGUAUUUGUGGGGCUGUUCUUGCAUAAUGAAAAAGCUAUUGCAACUAAAUGCAAUAUACUUCAAAACAGCAACCAGUGAAGUAAGCAGCUAAAGCUAGAGAUGAAAAAAAAUAAAAAAUUUAAAAAGAAAAUAACUCUUAAUAAGGUUAAUUUGGCCAUAAUAUUGCAUUUAUAAUAUACUGGGAGCUAAUGAAGAAAUUGAGCACAACUAGUAUCCUGCAAUUGUUGUUUUUUAGCGUUUUUUUAAACCCAGAGUGCACAGAUGGUUGGGUUAAAAUCAUGCCCUCUAUGUCUGACGUUAUCAUCAUGGAUGUAUAAAAAAUGCUCUUUAUUACUUGUCACUUUAUUGUGAAACUCAACACUUUUGUCCCUGUCAGGAUCCUGUAGGCCAAUUUCUGUUUCCCUCGGAUGGUGAAGUCAUGACCCGCCCUACUCUGCCUCUGAUUGGCUAGUACUAGGUUGGGUUAAUUAGGAUUAGGCAUGAGGAGUUAGAUUGGUUAGGGUUAGGUUAAGAAUAUCAGGGUAAGCCAAUCAGAAGCAGAGUAGGGUGGGUCCUGUAGACAUGGACAGUGAUCUGAUUGGUCAGUAGUUGGGCUGUUGACACGUUUCGAUCCGAUCCUCUGAACUGAAUCUCGACUGGAGUGGUUAGCCGUGCAGCAUAGGUUACCAUGGUGAUCUCCCCCAUGAUGGCCCCAGGUCUCGUACUACAUUGUCAUAUCAUGAAAUCCUGUGUUUACUGCACAUUCGUUAUUGUUGUGUUUUAUUUAUUGUGUGUAAAAUGAAAUACUAUGAUUGUGCAUGUUUAAACUUGAGAGUAUUGUAUCGUAAUCCGCUAUAUUAUCAGUAUUUACAGAUGGUUUGUCUAGCAUUCACUGUUGCCGAUGGGGCGUUGCAGAUGAAGUCCCUGUCUUACAAGGCCUGAAUGAAACUAAUUUGAUUGGUUGCUGUGAAUGUGAUUGAUAUGCAGCAGUAUGCCCAACAUGGUGAAUGCGUUUCAUGAGAGUGUUAUUCUUUAACUGAGAGAUACGCCCCUGAAGUGUGAAUCCCAGCCAGAGUGCAUGUGGUGGUCUGUACUGUACUCAAAAUAAAUGCUUAUAAUAAAUCAUGUCACACAUGUUU